Molecule: messenger RNA, 305 nt
Organism: Nanorana parkeri
Lineage: Eukaryota; Metazoa; Chordata; Amphibia; Anura; Dicroglossidae
Gene: TOMM7
Product: translocase of outer mitochondrial membrane 7
Exons: 3
Coding region: 54-221 (55 amino acids)
Biological process (GO): protein import into mitochondrial matrix
Cellular component (GO): mitochondrial outer membrane translocase complex
Source: RefSeq, a predicted model, not a curated record
GUUCGAGCUCUUCCUUCCUGUCCUCUGAACACCGGUUGUCCUCUACAGCUGCCAUGCCUGAGAUCGGCAAAGAGUCCAAACAGCGUCUGCAAAAGCUAUUCAAAUGCGGCCAGUUCACAAUCCGCUGGGGAUUCAUCCCCCUCGUCCUGUACCUAGGAUUUAAAAGGGGAGCUGACCCUGGAAUGCCUGAACCCAAUGUACUAAGCUUGCUCUGGGGAUGAAGAAUUCAGAAAAACACUUCUAGGUCCAGACGUUGAAAACCGUUAUUGCUGUUGGCUUGGAGAAGCGGAAUACUGGUGCCACAG